Salarias fasciatus (jewelled blenny) is the source of this 2076-nucleotide messenger RNA. RefSeq names its product ras-related protein Rab-7L1-like. Gene Ontology annotation, cellular component: lysosome; late endosome; phagocytic vesicle. The transcript is spliced from 5 exons. Gene Ontology annotation, molecular function: GTP binding; GTPase activity. The record is from RefSeq and is a predicted model, not a curated record. Lineage: Eukaryota; Metazoa; Chordata; Actinopteri; Blenniiformes; Blenniidae. Gene Ontology annotation, biological process: endosome to lysosome transport; phagosome-lysosome fusion. Bases 523 to 1131 code for a protein of 202 amino acids.
AUCAACAAAUAAAACAAUAAUGGAAACAAAUUCUAUUUUUUUAAAGAAAGCUUCUGUGCAGUGUCUGCAGAGCCACAUGUGGCUCCAGAGCUGCAGGUUCAACGCCCCUGAGCUCAUCACUGUACACUGUAAAACAGGCUUUUACACUCGUCUGUAUCUAACAGUGAAAGUGGUGCAACAGUGAUCCCUGUCUUUGAGUUCUGAGUUUGCACAGAUUUCACAAUGUUUUCAUUUUCCACACGGGCGUGGUUUCUGUCACUGAAGUAUUUAUGACUCAAGCUACUUCCUUCCUAACAGCAAGUCAAAACAGAUCCUGAGAGCCCGUCUGCACACAGCUGGAGCUACGAUCAUCACAUCUCAGCUGAUCUCAGGCAGGUUUCACAGUGUCAACAACUUUUCCUCGUCUGUUCACGUCGGCAUCAAGUUCUAAGGUUUGAAGACUCAGAAAUAACAUUUCCUGAGCUGAAGGUUGAACUCUGAUCAGCUGAAAUCACCCAGCUGUGGACUGAACUGUACAGAGAAAUGAAGGAGCACUUGAUGAAAAUUGUAUUUGUUGGUGAUGUUGUUGGGAAGACGGCUUUUAUCCAUCGAUACGUCAGUGGACAGUUCAGCUUGACGACCGAUGCGACAGUGGGAGCGGCUUUCAGGGAGAAGACGCUGCAGUGGUCAGAAAAAGAGACAGUCAGACUGCAAAUCUGGGACAUAUCAAGCCGGGUGCGUUUCGAUUCCAUGACCAUGAUCUUCUACAAAGGGGCUCUGGGCUGCGUUGUGAUGUUUGACGUCACCAACUCGUCCAGCUUCCUCAGGUGUCAGGACUGGAAACGGGACCUGGACAGCAAGGCCACGCUGCCCAGCGGAGCUCCCAUCCCCUGCAUCCUGCUGGCCAACAUGUGUGACCUUCCUGAGCGGGUGGUGACAGCAGACAGCAUCGCCGAGUUCAGCAAGAACAACGGCUUCUUCACCUGGAUGGAGACCUCAGUCAGAGACAACAGGAACAUUGGAGAAGCCAUGAGGAGGUUGGUGCAGGAGAUCCUGUCGGUCCAGUCCAGUGUGGACCAGCCGCUGUCCAGCCAGGAAGACAACGUCAAUCUUCAGUCUCAGGAUGCCAGAAGGCGACAAACCUGCUUCUGACGACAAUGACUCCAUUCAGCUGUCCUCAUCAGUCUGUCUGUUUCCCUGUCUGUCAGUGCUCGUCUUGUGUGUCUGGUGCUACUUUGUGUCUCCCUCCUCGUGUUUUCAGUCAGCCAACAGACUUUCUCCCAUGUGCUCGUUACCUUCAUGUUCUGCACCUGUGUGUUCCCCAUUUUAACCCUCCUCUCCUCCAGUGAGUCCAGUCAGUUCACAGUGCUCUCUGCCGUCCUGCAGCCUCAUGUGUUUGUGGACAUUCGAUCAAUAAAUCCUUCAGAACUCCAUCCUCGUGUCCAUCUGCAUUCAGGUCCAGCACUGUUGAGGCAUCAUGCUCCAUCAUGACCUCCACCUGUGUCGUCAUUUUCCACCCAUCAUUAGAAGACUGGUGAAGCUUGUUAGAGCACAGAUCUGAAGCACACUUCAUACGUUGACCCUAUUCUGCAAAACACUCGUGUCACACUAGAAUUUUCUAUCAGAAAAUAUCAAAGAUGAUGAAGAUUCCAAGAAGAAAUCAGACUUGUGUUGCCUGAAAACUAAAUCUGACCGAAUCGCAUUGUUUUCCGGUUUGUUUACAUGACAGCGGUGCUCAAACUGAAAACACAAGUUUUUACAAAUGGCUUCCAAAGUUUUGAGAGCUCUCUGACUCUGACAUCAUGCUGAUGGACUAAAUUUCGGUCUUGUCCAGUCUAUAUCCAUGUAGAUGGUGGAAAAGCUUCUCUGGAUCCUGCAGACCACAGACGUGAGUUCCGUAAAUCCUCUUCUAGUAGCCGGGGCUUUUAUUUUUCUCAACUGUUGCUGGCGACAGGCUUUUAAUGGAAGACGGCAUGUGUAAGAGAGAGCCUUAAAUUUUGAAAUUUUCAAAAAGAGCAGAAAGAUCUUUUGUGUCAAUUUGAACCCAGUAAAAUGGACUGUAAAUGUACUUUUUCAAUCGAUGUGAAAAAAAUUAAC